UACUUGCUGUAGUGCUGGGAGGGGGAUCUGACUGGGGCAGGUCUCUGCCGAUGCGGCCGGGAGGGAAAUCGUGGAGGAGGUGGAGAGAGUGAGGGGAAACCAGGAAGCUAUAAAACUGCUCGCCCGUAUGCACAGUAGCACGGCAUUAGCCCCAUAACAUCUGGAUGGGUACAGUGGGGCGCAAGCGGAAGGAAGAGCUCGGCCCGAACCCACCUGCGACCUGAGGAACUUAUGUGCGUGCCGGACCAAACCUGCCCGACCUGCAGUUCCGCCGGGUGUCGGCCCGACCUGCACAGCACUAUGGAGCAACCCUUGGCAUCAUUGUCUCCCCCCUCAGCUGUCCCUUGUGGCCCUUGGCCAAUCCACUAGCUUCCUGUGCUUUUUCCCCCAGUAGUAGAGGUGGGCUGUGUUCUGCCCUCUUUCUGUCUGUGCACAUUUGGGAAUGUCUGUUUCUCUCUCCGCACAUUCACAGAUACACACAAGCUAACGGAUUUUUCUCCCACUGUCUGAUAUUGAACUGAUUUGUUUGCCUGCCUAUAAUCCAGGGUUUAACACACAUUACAAAUCCAACCACAAUACAUGCUCCACUGCUCCAUAUGCACUUACAGAUAGUUUCACACGUGCUGUACCAUGUAACUCCCCAAAAGGGUAUUUACAUGUAAUGUAGGCUGGAUACAUGGUUCUGUUUUAUUCUCACAAUGAUAGAAAUGCACAGCAGUGUGUACUCUGCGCUACUCUUACAAUCAACACAGCACUGAGACUCCAUGUAGCCCUGUAGCCACCCAGCAGUGCCACACCAUUGUCUACCUUUUUUGUGCCAUUCCAGUUUUUUUCUUUUUUUUUUUUUUUCAAAAUGUCCCCCACGGUGUCGCCCCCUCUCUUCCUAUGGAUGGAGGAGAUGGGCCUUCUAAUGUUCUUGAGGGCACGACGAAUAUUUCUGCAAGCUGCAAUUUUGCUCUGUGUCCUUCUUUUGCUACUCUGGGUCUCAGUGUUCUUGUACGGAAGCUUUUACUACUCCUACAUGCCCACUGUAAAGUACUCCAGCCCUGUGCACUACCAAUACAGCUCCACCUGUGAACCCCCGCCUGGGAUCCUCUGCUCAUUCCCCAUGUCCAAUGUGUCUCUCCUGAGGAAUAAUCGGGAUCGGGUGCUUAUGCAUGGGCAGCCUUACCGUAUUUCCCUGGAGCUCCAGCUUCCUGAGUCUACAGUCAAUCAGGAUAUGGGGAUGUUCAUGGUGACUAUGUCAUGUUAUACACGCGGUGGAAAGCAGAUCUCCUUCACUGCCCGAUCAGCUAUGCUUCAUUACAAGUCGCCACUCCUGCGCACAAUGGAGACCCUGGCCUCCUCCCCGAUGCUGCUAUUGGGCCUUUCUGAGCAAAAGCAAACUCUAGAGGUAGAGCUAUACUCUGAGUACCGUGAGGAUUCGUACAUCCCUACUGUGGGUGCAGUGAUACAGAUACAGAGUGUCAGGAUACAGAUAUACAGUGCUGAGCUCAGAGUGCAUGCCUACUUUACAGGACUGAGGUACCUUCUGUAUAAUUUUCCCAUUACAUCAGCUGUGAUUGGAAUAUCCAGCAACUUCAUCUUCUUGAGUGUCCUAGUUUUUCUUAGUUACUUGCAGUGGGGGUUUGGCAGAACCCGUCUCCAGGAUAUGCAAGACAGGACAAGAGAUAGUAGAAGGGCAGAUACUCGUCAAGAAAGUGUUUCUCAAACAGAUGACAAAGACCAACCAGAUACAGAGACUAUUGGACAAAAUGACUCCGAUUCACAGGGAGCUCAACAAACAGACACACGCGAGGUGCAAAAUAUCAGUGCUGAUAUGGAUACAGAGAGCAGCUCUCAGUUCUCAAUGCUCCGCCAUCGCAGCACACAAGGCAGCAGCAAUUGAAGAGAAAGUGACAUUGGAUUGUUGCCCUGAUUCCUUUGGUAGGCCCACGACAAGGGUUCCAUAAGUGGAAGAGAGGGGAGAGGAGCCAAGAGAUGUUAAAAAGAGGAGCAGUCAUAGGCCACAGGGGUUCAUGGUUCUGUGAACCUUAAUCAAUGACAGUUCAGUGAGACUGGUCAGGAUAUCAUCAUGGAGAUAAAUAGACUCCUGAAGUGAAUAUGUAAUACAAUGACUGACUUGUUGUCAGGGAUUGGGUAUAAAAGUAGAACACUUUGAUGUUA
This is a messenger RNA of Xenopus tropicalis (tropical clawed frog), 2166 nucleotides long. It is a transcript of the gene bscl2, whose product is annotated as Berardinelli-Seip congenital lipodystrophy 2 (seipin). The transcript has 11 exons. Gene Ontology annotation, cellular component: endoplasmic reticulum membrane. Lineage: Eukaryota; Metazoa; Chordata; Amphibia; Anura; Pipidae. The record is from RefSeq and is a predicted model, not a curated record. Gene Ontology annotation, biological process: lipid storage. The coding region runs from base 854 to 1888 and encodes 344 amino acids.